UGCACUACAGAAUCAAUCUCUAUGUAUCUGGCACAGAAAGGAGUGGCACAUGCAGUUUUAAACUCAGAAGGGUCAUCAUAUGGACGAAGGGCCCCCCUGUGAGCAUCUAUGGUUUUAAGUGCUCUCUUUCCUACACACUCUCAUGGCGAUAUCGUAAGGAUUCAUAUGACUUUUCUAAAUUUGGCUUAUUUGUAUGAUAUCGUACGACUGCACUCGUAUGAAUUCGUACAGCUUUCACUACAGCCAAAUGAUGUCGCUAUUUCUUGCUUCUGUCACACACAACAGCUUCCAGUCUUGUUUACACACUCUACUGAUCAGCUAGGUUUAGAUAAGGGGUUUGGGUAAAGGCAUAAUAUUAAUAAGCAUGCCCUUAAUGCCUUUUCAAGAGACUGGGUUGCUUUCUCAAACUUCCAUCCUUUUAACUAACUUAAACGGGAAUGAAGGACAACUAGAGUCGACUAAAUUGACGUGGUGUGAGCUGUCGAGUAAUUUGGCAUCAAUGGAUACUGGGAACAUGGCCCACUUGAAAGAGAGCAGCUCUGUAUGGACACAACCUGGUGAAGACAAUGAGCAUUUGACAAGACACUAUGAAGGCCAUGGGUGGAACUUUCAAAAACGUUCCUAUUUCCCCUCUGCUGAUGUCAUCCACCCCAGGAAUGAAACACCUCAAAUCAGUUCCAUGGACAAGGAGAAGGGAGGAACUUUUUAUGCGAAUACUAUGGAAAGAGACAAGGGGGACAAGCUGUCGACUUUCUGCUUUUCAACCAAGCAGUUGUACCCUUGGAUGAGAGAGGCACAACCAGCUAUACCCUUGAGCUCCAUUAAUGUCAGAGAAUCAGGUGAUUCCAGGUACAGCACUGGUGAAGCAAGUUCUCUAAAGAGAGUAAGGGAUGGUGGACUUUGUAACAGUAAACGGCCACGUGCAGCAUUCACCUCUUCCCAGCUGCUUGAGCUAGAGAAGGAGUUUCACUUAAGCGCUUACCUGUGUCGCCCACGCAGGCUUGAAAUGGCUGCACUCCUGAAGCUCACUGACCGGCAGAUAAAGAUCUGGUUCCAAAAUCGUCGUAUGAAGUACAAGAAAGAUCACAAGCAAAGGUCAAAGGCAUUGUCCUACUCCUACUCAUGCCAAGACAUAGGUAACCAGCCCUGUGUGGUUAGUGGCAGUGUUGUGUCAGUGCCAUCAAAAUUCCAAUACAUCAAUGAGAGACCACCAAUGUCCAUUAUAAACUGUUCUCAGAGCCACUGGUGAAACGACAACAAUUCAAACAACCAGCAACUGACUUCUGCUUUCAGAAUUCAGCUGUGCUUCUCUUGUGUCAUGUCUACACUACAGACAAAUGGUAAAUCAGAACUGACAUAUGUAUGGUUCAAACAUGACCUCUGUCAACUAUCAAGGGAAUGAAUGUCUUCUGACACUACGAAAUCUAAGAAUGAAAUACGAAAUUCUUACACCACUACACUUACGUGUUCUAAUGCUGGUCAGUUAUUUCUAUGUUGUAUUCAGGCUUUUUUCCAGGAAAAUUUAACCUGGAAGAUUUGCAAAGCCAAGUUCACUCUAUAAGUCUAUCAGUCAGACAGGCAAAGAACCAGAUUACAUGUUAUCAGCCAGUACAUGGUACAACAGAGUUGGUUUACAUUGUGCAUAUACUUCUAGAGUAAUAUCUCUGCAAAGCACCAAGAUUUAUUACCAUGGAUGCAAGUUUAUCUCCUAGGCACAGAAAGUAACAUUUUGAAAGGGCACUAGUGACUUCGAAUGGCCAUUAACAUAGCACGAAAAUCCUCUCAAAUUUUGUAAGUGCAAAUUUUUAUUAUGCCCACAAUUAUAUGCUAUUUUCCCCAAGGCAUGUGCUGAGACUUUUCCCAAGAGAAUGUUGAUUACAGUGGUGAGAAAUAUUUAAAUAUUCAAGCCAUGUUGAAUCUCACUGACUUGUUCUCAUAUUAAUGCUGCUCUAUUUUGAGUUUGACUUCACACAACUUCUUAAGUGUGGAAUUAAAGUUUGCUGUUGUUGCAUGACAUUGAAAGUACUGUUCAUCUGGAUUUGAAAAUGAAUAUCUCUCCAGCAACAAAACAGGAGUAAUCCAUUAUGUCCCAAAGCCACAACAAUAUCAGAAUGUACAGUAUCUUUGCAUUUAUAAUGUAUAUUGUUUAUAUCAUACCCAUACAAUCAUUACAUUUAUGGAAAUGUAGCACUGGAAUGUAAAAUAAAAAGGUAUAUAUUGCUAUUUAUUGCCAUCUUUAUUUAAUACACAUGAUUAGUUAUCAGAAUUGGCCAUAUCGCAUUAAAAGCAUGCAUUUAAAAACUGAAAAUUGGUAGCUGGAAACUAAUUAAGGCCCUCUGGUAAAUCAAUAAAAUAAUC
Xyrauchen texanus (razorback sucker) is the source of this 2358-nucleotide messenger RNA. RefSeq names its product homeobox protein Hox-C4a-like. Gene Ontology annotation, cellular component: nucleus. NCBI's taxonomy places the organism in Eukaryota, Metazoa, Chordata, Actinopteri, Cypriniformes, Catostomidae. Gene Ontology annotation, molecular function: RNA polymerase II cis-regulatory region sequence-specific DNA binding; DNA-binding transcription factor activity, RNA polymerase II-specific. The transcript is spliced from 4 exons. The record is from RefSeq and is a predicted model, not a curated record. Gene Ontology annotation, biological process: anterior/posterior pattern specification; regulation of transcription by RNA polymerase II; embryonic skeletal system morphogenesis. Bases 365 to 1249 code for a protein of 294 amino acids.